This is a messenger RNA of Saccoglossus kowalevskii, 513 nucleotides long. Its product is annotated as nodal homolog 3-A-like. Lineage: Eukaryota; Metazoa; Hemichordata; Enteropneusta; Harrimaniidae. The record is from RefSeq and is a predicted model, not a curated record. Gene Ontology annotation, cellular component: extracellular region. Gene Ontology annotation, molecular function: growth factor activity; cytokine activity.
AUGUGGGUUAUCAACAAUGAAGCCAUACUGGUUACAUUCACACAGACACAGAAGAAGUACAAGAAAUCUGACAAGAGACUAUAUCGCCAGGAAAAUAAUAUAUUUCCUCUUAAUCGUGUCAUACGAGCUCCCGACGAAUCCAGUGGAAAACGACAGAAAAAGAGAGGAAAUGGCAAGAAAAAUAAUAAGCUAGUUGACAGACCUCCAUAUCCAUGUGAAAAAUCUGAUCUAAUGGUAGACUUUGAGAAAAUUGGAUGGAGCGCUUGGGUUAUUUUUCCAAAAACCUUUAAUGCUUUUCAAUGUGUUGGAUCGUGUUCCAGUCGAGCGGAUGGUAAUCCCACUAACCAUGCUAUUAUACAGGGCAUGGUCCGCAAAGUGAGUUCAAACCACGUUCCAACUCCGAGCUGUGUUCCUGUAAAAUUAUCGCCCUUAAGUAUGAUAUACUAUGAACGUGGCAAUAUCGUUGUUAAAGAACACGAAGACAUGAUUGUCCAGGAGUGUGGUUGCAGAUAG